This is a messenger RNA of Fusarium oxysporum Fo47, 954 nucleotides long. Its product is annotated as RNA-binding protein. The transcript is spliced from 8 exons. The record is from RefSeq and is a predicted model, not a curated record. Gene Ontology annotation, molecular function: mRNA binding. The coding region runs from base 1 to 954 and encodes 317 amino acids. NCBI's taxonomy places the organism in Eukaryota, Fungi, Ascomycota, Sordariomycetes, Hypocreales, Nectriaceae. Gene Ontology annotation, cellular component: nucleus. Gene Ontology annotation, biological process: mRNA export from nucleus.
AUGGCUGACAAGAUGGAUCGCGGUCUCGAUGAGAUCAUCGCUGAUACUCGCGCCAAUCGACCUCGCAACCACCGUGGCCAAGGUCGCCGACGUGAACCCCGUAAUGACUACCCUCGCGAUGGUGUUAGAAAGUCCGUUCGCGACGAUUCACGAAACCUUGAUAGCGAAUGGGUCCAUGACCGAUUCGAAGAGAACAACAACCGCCGAGCUCCUGCUCCUCGCCGCCGCCGCGAAUCCCCAGACCAGGAGUCCAAGGGCGCCAAGCUCAGAGUUGACAACAUUCACUAUGAUCUCACUGAAGAAGACCUGGAUGAGCUAUUUCGAAGAAUUGGCCCAGUUGUUCGCCUUCAGCUACGGUAUGACCGCGCUGGGCGAUCCGAGGGUACUGCUUACGUGACGUACGAGCUGAAGGAGGACGCUCAGGAGGCGGUCAAGCAGUUUGAUGGUGCCAAUGCCAAUGGUCAACCCAUUCGAUUGACUCUGCUACCCUCGCGAAACCCAUUUGAUACCGCCGUUAUGCCCGGCCGUCCACUGGCAGAGCGAAUCUCGAGUCCGGGGGAACGAAGAUCCCAUUCUCCCCAUCGCCGGUAUGAUGACGACGAUGCUGCCCGCAGAGGAAUCGAUAGAUAUGUUCCCGGUCAGGGUCCUCGUCGCAGCCCAAUGCCUAGACAGGGUGGUCGGGGCCGAGGACAGGGUGGUCGUCGCCCUGGAGCUCGACGCGAUGGCAGAGAUGGGGGCAGAGAUCAGGAGGGCGGACGCGGCGGACGAGGCAACCCUCGUGGAAAGAAGACACAGGAGGAGCUGGAUGCAGAGAUGGCGGAUUACUUUGGCGGCGGUGACAACGCGCAGGCCGCCGAACCUGCUGACCAGCAAGAUGCACCCCCUGCUCAAACACAGGCACCGGCGCAGACUCAAGCUCAAGCUGCGACCGACGAUAUUGACAUGAUCGAGUAG